This is a messenger RNA of Lindgomyces ingoldianus, 1869 nucleotides long. RefSeq names its product UPF0061-domain-containing protein. NCBI's taxonomy places the organism in Eukaryota, Fungi, Ascomycota, Dothideomycetes, Pleosporales, Lindgomycetaceae. The transcript is spliced from 2 exons. Bases 1 to 1869 code for a protein of 622 amino acids. The record is from RefSeq and is a predicted model, not a curated record.
AUGGCACACCUCUCCACAAAUGGCUCCAUCACAAACGGAAGCACUCACUCCUCACAUACCCUCUCCUCCCUCCCCAAAUCCAAUAUCUUCACUUCCAACCUCCCAGCAGAUGCCGUCUUCGCCACUCCCGCAGACUCUCACGCCGCUCCUCGAGAAACACUCGGCCCACGCCUCGUUAAAAGCGCAUUAUACACGUAUGUCCGACCCGAGAUAACCCACUCUCCCGAAUUGCUAUGCGUCAGUCGUCGCGCAUUACGAGACCUAGGCUUAAAGCCAGAAGAGGCAGAUACAGAAGAGUUCAAGCAUGUAUUUGCCGGGAAUAAGAUUUUGACGUGGGACGAAGGGACUAAAGAAGGUAUAUACCCAUGGGCACAAUGCUAUGGUGGAUAUCAGUUUGGGCAAUGGGCAGGCCAGUUGGGUGACGGACGGGCUAUAUCGCUAUUCGAGACUACGAAUCCGGAUUCUGGGACCAGGUAUGAGGUCCAGUUAAAAGGAGCGGGCCGGACACCGUACUCCAGGUUUGCCGAUGGGAAGGCGGUGCUGAGGAGUAGUAUUCGGGAAUUUGUCGUCAGCGAGUAUUUGAACGCAAUUGGUAUUCCGACUACAAGAGCCCUAGCGUUGACGCUAGCGCGGAGGUCGAAGGUCAUGCGAGAAAGGGUGGAACCAGGCGCCAUCGUAACCCGAUUUGCGCAGAGUUGGGUCCGGCUUGGGACCUUCGAUCUCCUAAGAAUGAGAAGCGAUCGCGCAUUAAUCCGACAACUGGCCGACUACACGGCCGAACACAUCUACGGAGGAUGGGAAACCCUCCCCUCCAAACUCCCCCCCGGAGACGCAAACACUACUUCUACCUCAGUCAGCCCCGGCAUCCCUAAAGAAACUACUGAAGGCUCAGGUGUGGAAGAAGAAAACCGUUACACGCGUCUCUAUCGCGCCGUAAUCCGCCGCAACGCUACUACAACAGCAGCGUGGCAAGCCUACGGCUUCAUGAACGGUGUGCUUAAUACAGACAACACCUCUAUCCUGGGCCUGUCUAUCGACUUCGGCCCCUUCGCCUUCCUGGAUUCUUUCGACCCCUCCUACACACCCAACCACGACGACCACAUGCUCCGCUACUCGUACCGCAACCAACCCACCAUAAUCUGGUGGAACCUGGUUCGUUUCGGCGAAGCGGUCGGCGAACUCAUGGGCGCGGGAUCUAAAGUCGACGACCCCGUAUUCGCCUCACAGGGCGUCAAGCAAGAAGAUGCCGAUGAGCUCGUCAAACGCGCUGAGUCCAUCAUCGAGCGCGCAGGCGAAGAAUACAAAGCCGUGUUCAUGGCUGAAUACAGACGUCUCAUGACUUCCCGUCUCGGACUCAAAAAUUUUAAAACUUCAGAUUUCGAGGAAUUGUUCUCGGAAUUCUUGGACUGGUUGGAGGCGUACGAGUUGGAUUUCCAUCAUGCGUUUAGGAGACUUGGAUAUGUCAGUCUUGCGGAAUUGGAGACGGACCAAGGAAGGAGGGAUGUUGCAGGUCGGUUUUUCAAGCGUGAUGAAGCGCCACGGCAGGAGAGUGAGAGGAGAGAGAGGAUUGCGAAGUGGCUUGAGAAAUGGGCGGCGAGAGUUAGGGAGGAUUGGGGGGAGGGGAGGGAUGGGGAAAGGAAGAUAGAGAUGGAGAAGGUGAAUCCAAAAUUUGUCCCUCGGUCCUGGAUAUUAGACGAGCUGAUUGAACGCGUUGAAAAGAAAGAGGAGCGGGAGAUUCUAGAUCAUAUCAUGAGGCUCAACCUGAACCCGUUUGAGGAGCAUUGGGGCUGGGAUGAAGCAGAGGAAGAGAGGUUCUGUGGCGAUGUACCGAAGUAUAAGGGGAUGCUGCAGUGUUCGUGCAGCUCGUAG